This is a messenger RNA of Acaulospora colombiana, 125 nucleotides long. Lineage: Eukaryota; Fungi; Glomeromycota; Glomeromycetes; Diversisporales; Acaulosporaceae. The record is from the annotation of a GenBank genome assembly.
GCCCAGUUUCGGCCACCAAUCACCCACCGAGCGCGAGGGAUGUAGGCGCGCAUCGUCGAAAUCUCAUUGGGAUUCUCAAUCACUCUGUCUUGAGAAGAUUCCAGGAGUUGACGGACGUUGAAUAA